GACUGAUGUGUGGGCGACAACGUUCCGACCAUAAACAAUGCCCAGGCUUUCAUCUCACUUAAGUGUGCGAGAUGAACCAUAGUCGUUCUACGACUGAAGGAUAUAAUAUUGGUCUGUGACUGUCCAUUCAUUAAAUCAUUAAAUUACAUUUGUCAACUUUUAACCCCGUUACUGUACAUUUCGGAAUUACCCGAAUUAAUGGAUUUUCCAUAGAAUUUAUUUUCAAAAUAGAAUCGGAAAAAUCAUUUUAUUAUUGAUUUGAUUAAUCAAUUUAAAAUCAUCUCCUCUAGAAUCUAGAUAGAUCCUAGUAGAUCCUAGAUCUAGCUCUCCUCUAGACCUAAUCUAGAUUAAUUAUAGGUAUGAUAGAGUAUAUUUAUUUAUAGAUCUAGAAUAGAUCUUGUUAAAUCUUGGAGAAUUUAAAUUGUUGAUCGAGUCUGAGAGUCUGUGUAGUAUCAUAAUUUAAAAGAAAACAAAUGGAUGACAGUGAGGAUUUACCAAUAUCAAAAUCUAGUUCUGCUAGUACCAGCAAGGUUAAUACUAAAUCAAAUCACACCUACAGUACACCAAAAAAGGAAAUGUCCAUUUCUUCCUUUGAGUAUAACUUUUCAAAUGAGAGAAGAGGCAUUGCCAUCAUCAUUGUCAAUGACCAAUACCAGGGGUCCAACAAAAGAGAGGGCUGUGAAAAGGAUAAACAACUGCUACAGACUACUUUUGCCCAAUAUGGCUUUGAGAUUCGUUGUUUUUGUGACAAAAAAGCUGCUGAUUUAAUAAAAGAACUUAAAAACAUAUCUAAAGAGGACCAUUCGAAGUCUGACUGUUUGGUCAUAGCAAUAACUGCACAUGGAGAAGAAUUUCGAGACAAGAGUGUCAGAGAGGAUUUGAUUUAUACCUCUGAUAAGAUUAUCACAACCAGAUUAGUUUUAAAAUUGUUUUCAGAUUCUAAAUGUCAAAGUCUCAUUGGGAAGCCAAGAUUAGUUUUUAUUCAGGCCUGCAGAGGCACUAAAAUGGAUGAUGGAGCACAAGUCAAAUAUAGAAGCUCAACUACUUCUCUACCUCAAAACAGUAAUGAUUUAAUAGACUGUGUUCAUAUGCGUACUGAUAAUUCUGACAUGUCUGAUGCAGUGAUGGAAGAUGAUAUCCAAGCGCAAAAUACACCAACAGAUACUUUGGACCAUAACAGUGACCUUUUGAAUUCCUCUACGCAAGUUCUAAAUAACCAAACACAGAAUUUGAAAUUAAAAACUGUAGAAGUUUCACCAUUUGUUAACCAUGCUCCUUGCUACAAAGAUUUUUUGGUCAUGUAUGCAACACCUCCAGGUUAUUAUGCAUUUCGAAGAACAACUGAUGGUUCUUGGUUUAUCAAAAGCUUAUGUGAUGUCUUGAAUGAAGAAAGUGAUUCUGCGCUUAAUGGUAGGCCUACAAAGAAUCUUCUGACUGUCCUAACAAAUGUCAUUAGUCGAGUGGCAAGGGAAAUGCAGUCUAAAAGUGCUAAUAAACACUUUGAUGCUAAAAAACAGUCACCAGUUAUUUAUUCAAGGCUGACUAAAGAUGUUUUCUUGACAAAAAAAAAUUGAAAUUGUGAAUAAUACACACGCAAAAAUAUAAAAACAUUUGUGUUGAUUCUGUGUAAAGUAAAUAGGUGCUUUACUGAUUCAUUAAAUAAAAGUUUUAAACUAAAUUUUUCCUAUUUUUAUUAUUUCAAAUGUAUAAUUAAAAAAAAAAUAUUGAAGAUACUUUUAUAAUAUUGUAUUAUGACUGAAGUCAUCCAUUGUCAAUCUAUCAUAAGAUUUUUAAGACUGAAAUAUCAGUAUGUAAUUGCAUCAUUUUUAUUUCAUGGACUAAAAUAUAUUUUAUUUGAGUUUGUUUAUAUUAAUUGUCUAAUCAAAGUCCAGAAAAAAAUUUUUAUGCAAUUUUAAGUUUUCUUGUAGUCUUAAAAUGUAUACAAUAUUUCUAUUAUCUUCAUUAAAAUAAUUAUCUACACACACACAAAAUUAAGAGGGAAAAAAAAAUAUUUUAUUGUUUUUUUCAAUGAAAAUUAAUCAGCUUAUGUGCAAUAACCUUUCUUAUAACAAUAAUACAGAACUAUGAGAUUUAAAUAAGGAUAAUGCAUUUUUUAAAAUACAAUACUGUAACUAAAUGUAUUUCAUGAUUCAUUUAAAUAUAUGUAUAAUAGCUUAUUCAUCAAGCACUAUGUUUUUGUUAUAAUUUCACUACACCAGGAUAAUAACUUUUAUAAAAAAAAAAUUUAAUUAAUAAUUUGUUUUUAUAGACACUUAAUGGAUAGUAAAGUCUUGAAUUGGAAUGCCUGUUAAAGUACAUAAUAUGAUAAUAAAUUAGUUAUUGUUAUUUAAUCCCAUUAUGUUUAGUAAUUCUCUUUAUCCAAUUGAUCACUGCAAACAAACAAAAAUUAUGUAAUUGCUAUUAAAAAUAUUGUACAUUACAUGUUAUUCAUUUUUGGGAAAAUCAUUUUUGUCAAUAAUUUCAUGUCUAUGUUCACCAUUGAUUAACAUUAUAUUAUACUCAACUUCACAACACAAAUGUUGAAAGCUACUAUGCUAGUUCAAAGAAUAUACAUAAUUGAAAAAAGCAGUUUAUCUUUGCAGUCUGAUAGAAUAGUUGUUAUUUCUCUUGGUUCAAAUUUUAUUAAGUAUUUCAAGAUACUUAUGUAUAACAAGCUUUUCACAUCAUUUUUGCUUCUUACUGUCAAUCUGGCAACAUUUAUAUUUCCAAAGUGUACCAUUUUGUUUAUGUAUAAUAAACUGCACAUUGGUGCUUAUAUGUAUAAGCCUUUUUAAAAACAAGAUGAGAAUGGGCAGUUUGUGUCUAUCCUUGUAGGCUACAUAAGUUCUUUUGAAAAUCCAAUUUCAUCAUCAUAUUCAUCUUGUUAAAAAAAGUUGCACAAACUGCAAUUACAUGACCAAAAGAAUGACCUUUUCUUUAAAUAAUUAAAAUACAUGAAACAUAAAAACCUGAUGAAAAAUAGUUUUAAAAAUAGCUGUUUAUGAUAGUUUCUGGUGGUCAUUAGUAUUAUUCAUUAGUUCAUACAAACACCCUCAAAGGUUUGUUUUGUUCCUGUAACCAAACUUCUGAGAAUUGUGACAAAAUUAUUUAGUGUAAUGUUCUGUGAGAGUGCCACUGACUAUCAGUGGCCAUGUAGGAAUUUGUGUAUAACAGUACAACAUAUAGCUCUUUUGUCACCUUGUUGGUGUCAAGUUGAUCUUUCUAAUAAAAUAGUUUUGUUUUGUUCUUGGCUGAAAUUUGAAAAAAAUUAUUUUUGUAGUCAAAAGCUACUAUAUACUUCCUGUCAUGGCUCCUCUCAAGUUUUGUUUUAUGGUCUUUUAAAAAAUUUUAACUGAAAGAAAUGUUUAGAAUUUUUUUAUAUUAGAUGUUCGUGUAUAUUUUUUUUAUGAAUUAGUGUAGUAUUUUGAAAAUAAUCAGUAUAAUUAAUCAGCUCUAGAAGCAUAUGUUACUAAAAUUGAAAAGUUAGAUAUGUUCAGCAAGAAGAUGUAUAUUAUUUAAAAAGACUUAUUUAAAAAGAAAGCUAAAUAAACACCUAAUAUAUC
Molecule: messenger RNA, 3563 nt
Organism: Biomphalaria glabrata
Lineage: Eukaryota; Metazoa; Mollusca; Gastropoda; Planorbidae
Product: caspase-7-like
Exons: 7
Coding region: 474-1574 (366 amino acids)
Biological process (GO): proteolysis
Molecular function (GO): cysteine-type endopeptidase activity
Source: RefSeq, a predicted model, not a curated record